This is a messenger RNA of Onychostoma macrolepis, 460 nucleotides long. Its product is annotated as protein MIX23-like. The record is from RefSeq and is a predicted model, not a curated record. Gene Ontology annotation, cellular component: mitochondrion; mitochondrial intermembrane space. The coding region runs from base 16 to 354 and encodes 112 amino acids. The transcript is spliced from 4 exons. Lineage: Eukaryota; Metazoa; Chordata; Actinopteri; Cypriniformes; Cyprinidae.
GAAGUAUUAAAAGUGAUGCGCACCAUAGAUGACAGAAUUGUCCAUGCCCUCAAUACUACUGUGCCCACUGCAUCCUUUUCAGACAAAGUGGAUGCCACACAGACCUGCAAAGAACUUUACGAAUCUCUCAUGGAAGCUCAUCUUUCCAGAGAUAAGACAAUAAAGUCAUGCAUUACAGAGACCUCUGCUGUCGUCGGGCAGUUACGUGAAGAGAGGGCAAAAGACAGCGACAACUUGUCAAUAAUCAAGCAACUCAGGAAAGAGCAAACUAAGUUAAAACUCAUGCAGUCUGAGCUAAAUGUUGAAGAAGUGGUUAAUGACCAGAGUCUGAAGGUUUUCAAUGAAAGGUGCUGAAUUCACUACAUCCCUCCCAAGAUCAAGUGAAUAAUACUUCUGUCAACACAGUUGUUCUGCGGAAAACACCUGGAGCUGAGCCUGGACAUUGUCACUGACCCCACAC